Molecule: messenger RNA, 1524 nt
Organism: Closterium sp. NIES-65
Lineage: Eukaryota; Viridiplantae; Streptophyta; Zygnematophyceae; Desmidiales; Closteriaceae
Source: the annotation of a GenBank genome assembly
AUGGUGCUCGCGGAGCUGGGUGGGCGCAUAUCGCGCGCCAUCCAGGCGAUGAACCGCGUGACGGUGAUCGACGAGAAGGCGCUCAACGAGUGCCUCAACGAGAUCACGCGCGCGCUGCUGCAGGCCGACGUGUCGUUUAAGAUGGUCAUGGGCCUGCAGCAGAACAUCAAGCGCAUCGUCAAUCUCGAGGAGCUGGCUGCGGGGCAUAACAAGCGAAUCAUCAUUGAGAAGGCGAUAUUCAACGAGCUGUGCAACAUGCUGGACCCCAACACGACGCCGUACCAGCCCAAGAAGGGCAAGCCCAACAUCAUCAUGUUCGUCGGCCUGCAAGGGUCGGGAAAGACAACGACGUGUGGCAAGUACGCGCACUUCUACCAGCGCAAGGGGUGGAAGCCCGCGCUCAUCUGCGCGGAUACCUUCCGCGCAGGUGCCUUCGACCAGCUCAAGCAGAACGCCACCAAGGCCAAGAUCCCCUUCUAUGGCAGCUACACGGAGACGGAUCCGGCGAAGAUUGCGCAGGAGGGCGUGGCGAUCAUGAAGAAGGAGGGGUGCGACCUGAUCAUCAUCGACACCAGUGGUCGCCACAAGCAGGAGGCCUCGCUCUUUGAGGAGAUGCGCCAAGUGUCCGAGCUCACGAACCCCGACCUGGUGCUCUUCGUGAUGGACAGCAGCAUAGGCCAGGCGGCGUACGACCAGGCGCAGGCGUUCAAGGCGAGCGUGCCCGUGGGGGCGGUCAUCAUCACCAAGAUGGACGGGCACGCCAAGGGUGGUGGCGCCCUCAGCGCUGUGGCGGCCACCAAAUCGCCAGUGAUCUUCAUCGGUACAGGAGAGCACAUAGACGAGUUUGAGCAGUUCGAAACCAAGGCCUUUGUCAGCAGACUGCUGGGCAUGGGCGACUGGACGGGGUUCAUGGAUCGCAUUCAGGACGUGAUCCCCAUGGACCAGCAGCCGGAGCUGCUGCAGAAGCUGCAGGAGGGGCACUUCACUCUGCGCAUCAUGUACGAGCAGUUCCAAAACAUCCUCAAGCUGGGCCCACUCGGACAGGUGAUGUCGAUGAUCCCAGGGUUCACCCAGGAGCUGAUGCCCAAGGGGCGGGAGAAGGAGAGCACAGCGCGGCUCAAGAAGUUCAUGACGAUCAUGGACUCCAUGACUGACCACGAGCUGGACAGCACCAACCCCAAGUUGUUUCACGACACCAAGCGCAUCAUCCGCGUAGCGAGAGGCUCGGGCCGGCACCCCCUGGAGGUGCAGGAGCUGCUGGAGGAAUACCGCAAGAUGGACAAGAUCUGGAGCAAGAUGAAGGGGCUCAAGAUGAUGGGCGGGGGAGGGAAGCGCGGUGGUUUGGGCGGCGACAUGGGUGCGGCUGCGAGGAACAUGAACGCGGCGCAGAUGGCGAGGGCACUGCCGCCGCAGAUGCUGCAGCAGAUGGGCGGGCUGAACGGGCUGCAAAACCUGAUGAAGCAGAUGAACUCGUCCGAGUUUGCGAAUAUCCUCGGCGGGAAGAUGGGGGGCAUGGGGCAAUGA